GCAGGUAUUUAAGGGUAGCAUAGUCAAGCGGAGAUCGAUUCGUGUUUUGAUCGUAUCACCACACUAACCAUGAAGGUCUUUGCCAUUGUUUUCGUAGCCAUUGCCGUCGCUCAGGCGUCUGGUCUGGACUUGUCCAAGUACCAGCCCCGUUCGGUCCUGUACCCCCGUGCCCCAGUCGAGAACGCCAACAGGUGGGUGCCCCCAAAGGUUGCCCCUACCGUCGACACCCGCGGCUUCUGCGGACAGGUCCAGAGUGACCCAAGCCGUAUCGUCGGAGGAACUGAGGCCGUCCCCCACUCUGCCCCAUGGCAAGUGGCUAUUUUCAUCGAUGGCCAGUACUUUUGCGGAGGUUCCCUCAUCUCCAACGAAUGGAUCCUCACCGCUGCCCACUGCGCCGAUAACGCCAUCUUCUUCAACAUUUACUUGGGCUCCCACAACGUUCGUUUGGAUGCCGUCGAUGAACCCACCCGCGUCGAAGUCAGGUCCACCGAAUACACGGUCCACCCCAACUGGGGACCCGUCCGCAUUGUCAACGAUGUUGCCUUGAUCAAACUGCCCGCCCCCAUUGAAUUCACCCCCGAAAUCCAGCCCAUCUGCAUGGCUCCCACUUCCGAGCCCGACCAUGUUGGCGACAUCCUCCACAUCAGCGGAUGGGGCAAACCUUCCGAUUCUGCCGCCGGCAUUUCGCCCGUCUUGCGUGAAGUCGAUGUCCCAUGCAUCUCCAACGCCGAAUGCGCUGCCACUUAUGGCGCCACCAUCACUGAUGGCAACAUUUGCGUUGACACCACUGGCGGCAAAGGAUCUUGCAACGGUGACUCUGGCGGCCCAUUGAGCUACGUCGUCAACGGCGUCCACAACCAGGUCGGAGUUGUCAGCUUCGGCUCUUCCGCCGGAUGCGAGGUCGGCCUUCCCGCUGGAUUCUCCCGCGUCUCCUACUUCGCUGAGUGGAUCUCGUCCGUUACUGGCUUGGUCAUCUAAGCUCUCGAUUGCUUUGUGCCUAUUCAAGUCCAACAUUUUUUUAUUUCCCAAUUUUUUUUUAACCUGAUGUCAAAUCCAAUGAAAAUAAAACCGAAAGGAAAUUAAAGCCUUAAACGGUUGAUUCUCUUU
Messenger RNA from Daphnia pulicaria, 1107 nucleotides. Its product is annotated as brachyurin-like. The record is from RefSeq and is a predicted model, not a curated record. Lineage: Eukaryota; Metazoa; Arthropoda; Branchiopoda; Diplostraca; Daphniidae. Gene Ontology annotation, molecular function: serine-type endopeptidase activity. The transcript has 8 exons. Gene Ontology annotation, biological process: proteolysis. Bases 70 to 978 code for a protein of 302 amino acids.